This is a messenger RNA of Caenorhabditis angaria, 3260 nucleotides long. NCBI's taxonomy places the organism in Eukaryota, Metazoa, Nematoda, Chromadorea, Rhabditida, Rhabditidae. The record is from the annotation of a GenBank genome assembly.
AUGAACUUUUUUCUGAUUGUUGGGGCACUACUUUUCGGGGCCAAAAUCUCGUGGACCUUGGUUUUUGGGGCCUACGUGGUUUAUGAGAUUUUUUGGAAGAGGCGAAGAUUGCCGCCUGGACCAGCGCCAUGGUUGCUGGCUGGAAAUAUGCCAAGUUUUGUGGUUGGUGAGUGUUUUUGGGGGUACUGAAGGAUUUUGCGCAAAAAAUCUAACAUUUUAACCCCAAAUGAGCCUAGGAUUACUGUAGUUUUAGAAUUGAAAAAUCCCAAAAAAAAAUUGACGAUAGAUUUCCCUGCGCGAGAACCCCAAAUUUUCAGCAAUUUUCAGAUUUCCGGCUGAAAUUCUCGAAUUCAUGGAAUUUCAGCAGGACUUUUGAGAAAAUGACUGAAAAUUUGAGAUUCAGGCAGAUUUUUUGAGCGAAAAAUCUAACAUUUUAACCCCAAAUAAGCCUAGGAUUACUGUAGUUUUAAAAUUAGGAAAAUAUAAAAGCCAGCAAAAUUCCAAAAAAAAAAUUGACGAUAGAUUUCCCUGCGCGAGAACCCCAAAUUUUCAGCCAUUUUCAGAUUUCCGGCUGAAAUUCUCGAAUUCAUGGAAUUUCAGCAGAACUUUUGAGGAGAUAACUGAAAAUUUGAGAUUCAGGCAGAUUUUUUGAGCAAAAAAUCUAACAUUUUAACCCCAAAUGAGCCUAGGAUUACUGUAGUUUUAAAAUUAGGAAAAUAUAAGAGCCAGAAAAAUUUCAAAAAAAAAUUGACGAUAGAUUUCCCUGCGCGAGAACCCCAAAUUUUCAGCCAUUUUCAGAUUUCCGGCUGAAAUUCUCGAAUUCAUGGAAUUUCAGCAGAACUUUUGAGGAGAUAACUGAAAAUUUGAGAUUCAGGCAGAUUUUUUGAGCAAAAAAUCUAACAUUUUAACCCCAAAUGAGCCUAGGAUUACUGUAGUUUUAAAAUUAGGAAAAUAUAAAAGCCAGAAAAAUUUCAAAAAAAAAUUGACGAUAGAUUUCCCUGCGCGAGAACCCCAAAUUUUCAGCCAUUUUCAGAUUUCCGGCUGAAAUUCUCGAAUUCAUGGAAUUUCAGCAGGACUUUUGAGGAGAUAACUGAAAAUUUGAGAUUCAGGCAGAUUUUUUGAGCGAAAAAUCUAACAUUUUAACCUCAAAUGAGUCUAGGAUUACUGUAGUUUUAAAAUUAGGAAAAUAUAAGAGCCAGAAAAAUUUCAAAAAAAAAUUGACGAUAGAUUUCCCUGCGCGAGAACCCCAAAUUUUCAGCCAUUUUCAGAUUUCCGGCUGAAAUUCUCGAAUUCAUGGAAUUUCAGCAGAACUUUUGAGGAGAUAACUGAAAAUUUGAGAUUCAGGCAGAUUUUUUGAGCGAAAAAUCUAACAUUUUAACCCCAAAUAAGCCUAGGAUUACUGUAGUUUUAAAAUUAGGAAAAUAUAAAAGCCAGCAAAAUUCCAAAAAAAAAUUGACGAUAGAUUUCCCUGCGCGAGAACCCCAAAUUUUCAGCCAUUUUCAGAUUUCCGGCUGAAAUUCUAGAAUUUAAGGAAUUUCAGCAGGACUUUUGAGAAAAUAACUGAAAAUUAGAGAUUCAGGCAGAUUUUUUGAGUAAAAAAAAAACAAACAUUUUACCCCCCAAUGAGCCUAGGAUUACUGUAGUUUUAAAAUUAGGAAAAUAUAAAAGCCAGCAAAAUUCCAAACAAAAAAAUUGACGAUAGAUUUCCCUGCGCGAGAACCCCAAAUUUUCAGCCAUUUUCAGAUUUCCCAGCUGGAAUUCUAGUUUUUCUAGAAUUUCAGCAAGAUUUUCAAUGAAAAUGACUGAAAAUUCAAGGUUCAGGCAUUUUUUCAUAGCUCUAAAUUGCCACGUGGCAAAUAAAAAAUUGACGAUAGAUUUCCCUGCGCAAGAACCCCAAAUUUUCAGCCAUUUUCAGAGUUCCGGCUGAAGUUCUCGAAUUCAUGGAAUUUCAGCAGGACUUUUGAGGAAAUGAUUGAAAAUUUGAGAUUCAGGCAGAUUUUUUGAGCAAAAAAAAUUGCUAGAAAAAUUCCAAAAAAAAAAUUGACGAUAGAUUUCCCUGUGCGAGAACCCCAAAUUUUCAACUAUUUUCAGAUUUCCGGCUGAAAUUCUAGAAUUUAUGAAAUUUCAGCAGGACUUUUGAGAAAAUAACUGAAAAUUUGAGAUUCAGGCAGAUUUUUUGAGCAAAAAAUCUAACAUUUUAACCCCAAAUGAGCCUAGGAUUACUGUAGUUUUAAAAUGAGGAAAAUAUAAAAGCCAGCAAAAUUCCAAAAAAAAUUGGCGAUAGAUUUCCCUGCGCGAGAACCCCAAAUUUUCAGCCAUUUUCAGAUUUCCUAGCUGGAAUUCUAGUUUUUCUAGAAUUUCAGCAAGAUUUUUAAUGAAAAUGACUGAAAAUUCAAGGUUCAGGCAUUUUUUCAUAGCUCUAAAUUGCCACGUGGCAAAUAAAAAAUUGACGAUAGAUUUCCCUGCACAAGAACCCCAAAUUUUCAGCCAUUUUCAGAGUUCCGGCUGAAAUUCUCGAAUUCAUGGAAUUUCAGCAGGACUUUUGAGGAAAUGAUUGAAAAUUUGAGAUUCAGGCAGAUUUUUUGAGCAAAAAAAAUUGCUAGAAAAAUUCCAAAAAAAAAAUUGACGAUAGAUUUCCCUGCGCGAGAACCCCAAAUUUUUAACUAUUUUCAGAUUUCCGGCUGAAAUUCUAGAAUUUAUGGAAUUUCAGCAGGACUUUUGAGAAAAUAACUGAAAAUUUGAGAUUCAGGCAGAUUUUUUGAGCAAAAAAAAUUGCCAGCAAAAUUCUAAAAAAAAAUUGACGAUAUAUUUCCCUGCGCGAGAACACCAAAUUUUCAGCUAUUUUCAGAUUUCCGGCUAAAAUUCUAGACUUCAUGGAAUUUCAGAAGGACUUUGACAACUGAAAAUUUAAGAUUCAGGCAGAUUUUUUGAGCAACAUUUUUUCAAAUAAAAGAAAAAAAUCUUACAAAACUUCAAAAGCUCGUGUAAAAUCCUAAACAUCGUUAAAAAAUUAAAAUUCCAAGUUUGCUAAAUUCAAGAUCAAAAGUUUCCAAAAAAAACUUAAAUUUCCAGCCAGCAGCAUUGACGAACUGUUCCUGAACUGGAAACGAAAAUUCGGCCCAAUUUUCACCGUUUGGAUCGGACCAAUUCCUCUGGUGAUGGUGUGUGAUUUGACAACAAUUCGAAAAUAUUUUGUGCAAAAUGCUGACGCGUUUUCGAAUCGUUGGCGCAAUUUUAUCACCGACUCUAUCAUGGGUUAG